Molecule: messenger RNA, 2732 nt
Organism: Dendronephthya gigantea
Lineage: Eukaryota; Metazoa; Cnidaria; Anthozoa; Malacalcyonacea; Nephtheidae
Product: neural cell adhesion molecule 1-B-like
Exons: 11
Coding region: 287-2311 (674 amino acids)
Molecular function (GO): protein binding
Source: RefSeq, a predicted model, not a curated record
UACAGACUACAGUGGAUUCGUAUAAUCUAUUACAGACAGAAAAAAAAUAUAAGUUUACUUCGUCAGUGGUAUCUACAAAAAUAGAGCGGAAACAAACACCUGACACUCUAACCACUGGCACGUCCGUUUCUAUGGCGUCAAGCCCUCCUUGCUCAAGCACAUGCUAAUUAAUAACGCACCAGCGUCCAGCGAGUUAUCAUCGACUCCUAAUCGAGACACAAGCAUAUUGUAUAUUGUUUUUAAAGCCUAAUUACUCGAGAGUUGUUGAGAAGGAUUAGUGUUCAAAAUGUUUUUAAUAUUUCUGUUCUAUCUCUUGGGAUGUUCAUUUAAGGAAAUAACAGGUGAACCCAGCAUUACAAUUGAUCCACUUUCUUCCCCGGUACAAUACGUAUUUAAUACAAGUGAAGUUCACCUUACGUGGUAUUUCAAAACCAGUGGUAUCUCUUUCAAACCAACAGUGUACCUCUAUGUUUACACAAGUAAAAGCUAUAAACGUGCUUUAUUACUUAUUGGCACGGGCGAAUAUGUUGAUGAUCUCUACAAAAAUAGAUUGUCAGGAUGGAGAAAUAUGUCUUUGGUGACAAUAACUAUAAAGAAUUUCAAUUCUGAUGAUUUUACAAACUAUAAAAUACGUAUUGAACACACACUUGUAGCGAAAGCAGUUGAGUCGGUUAAAACUCUUCAAAAGGGGGUGAAACCAACACAACCUCGAAUAACAUGUGACAGUGCAAAAGACGACGUUUCCAGAAUAAUCGUGAAAGAAGGUGAUGAUCUUGAGUGUUUGUGUUCUGCAACAGGAUUACCUCUGCCAAAUGUUGUUUGGAAAUUAGCUGGAAAAAGAAGUAAUAGCUCCGUGUUGAAGAUUAAAAAAAUAUCGAGAAAGGAAAUGAAUUUUUACACAUGUGUAGCAAAUAAUCAAUAUGGAUUUCACAACCAAUCUGUGCUGAAUGUCCAUGUUCAAUAUCCUCCAAGACUUCCUGUAAUUACUUCGUCUAAUACAAGUUCAUAUAUUGGGAAGAAGAUAAAAUUCUCCUGCACCACAGAUGGUGAUCCAGCACCUGUAUACUCCUGGAUAACACCAGAAAACAGAAUUUUGGUAACUGGCACAAAUUCAUUGGUUGUGACGCUGAAUAGUUCUGCUCAGUUUGGCGCUUACAUUUGUAUCGCAAGUAACAUACAUGGGAACAAUACGAGAAACAUUACCUUAAGACAAUUACUUGUCCCUGGUAAACCAAAGGCUUUGACAUAUAUUAGAAAAACAUUUGAAAUCACUAUAAGAUGGCACGAGCCAGAUGACAAUGGUGGAUCUAUCAUCACAGGAUACUUCAUUAAAGUGAAGUAUAAAACACAGGUCAUUGCAAAUUCAAAGACAAGAGAACUUCAGUAUAGCAUAGAUGAACUUCAACGAAAUACGACGUAUACCUUCUGUGUAACAGCAGAAAACAUUGUGGGAACUAGUAAUGAAACAUGUGCGGAGGUGUCUACAUUGUAUGAAGGUCCACCGGGUGUGUCAGAACCGCCGGGACUGUCCCUUAACGGAGACAGACUUGUUGUAAAAUGGGUGAAAGUCGUUGGAAAUCCAGAUUAUUAUUUGGUGGAGCACAAAACAAAAGAAUAUGAUUGGAUGAUAUCUGCAAAACAAGGAGUGAAAAUAUUGCGAUAUGAAAUACAAAAUGUUGUUCCUGGGGAAUUAUAUGACGUCCGAAUAUUAGCCCAAAAUAAACAUGGAUUAACCUAUGGAAAAGUCGCUCACUUCUCAAACUUAAAUCUUUACCAAAGUGCUGCAUCGGUGAGUACAGUGACGUGGUUAAUGACUUCAACUGAAGCUAGUAGUAGCAGCAGUACAGAAAAACCAGUGUUGGAUGAAUCAUCAGACGACUUCCCCAUCCACGGCAUUAUUGCUAUUGCUAUUUUGUGUGGACUGAUAGCUAUUGUUGCUGUCUUGUUCAUUGUGAUGUUUUGCAAACGUAGAUCUCAAGGCAAUGAAAGAAAUCAGCCAAAUGUGGAGCAUAUAACAGGACCACUGGGUGAUGUGUAUGCUGUGGUUGAGAGAAAAAAUACCAAGAAAAAAGACAAGAAUGACAGGAAGGAUUUGGUGUACGCUGAAUUAUCAGAUUUUGUUCCCAGAUCCGAUGACAGUAGGCCACCUCCAAGACAGGAUACUGACUAUGCAGAUAUUGAGCAUGUUGUAAAAGAACAAGCUACAGCGGCCAGUACUGAUAACGAUUAUGAAGACAUACCAUUACGUUCUGACGAAGAACCAUGCGCAAGUACCAAAGAUGUUGAACGAUCAAAUUCUAUAUCAAUUUAAAUUUUAUUUCCAUGAGGCAAGAGGUUUAAGCAGUGUGACAGCACAUUUUCUAGUUGUAUAUAUUGAUAAAAUGGUGUUGAAAAAGUGGGUGCAUGACAACUGUAUUGCUAUGGACGAAUAAAAUUCGCCAAGUUGCGGUUUUCACCUUAGUGGCACUGUGGGAUAUCAGCUGUGGGACAAAAUAGACUAAAUAUUAUAUUAAUGAACAAUGAUGUAAUAUUUUUACGAGGCCUGGCCCAGCGCCCAGCGGGUCCGCUAGUAUUUUAUGUUGAAGAAAUAACAAACGAUAUAGAUUAUUGAAUGUUAACGAAGGAUCGUUUUUAAAUUACUUGUAGAUGGUGCUUUAGAAGAAAAAAGUGAUAUUCUAAUUCUUCGUUUUCCUAAUAAACAAUCUACGUGACUGCAUGCAUUUAGUGGAAAG